Puccinia triticina is the source of this 3171-nucleotide messenger RNA. RefSeq lists its product as uncharacterized. The transcript is spliced from 9 exons. The record is from RefSeq and is a predicted model, not a curated record. Lineage: Eukaryota; Fungi; Basidiomycota; Pucciniomycetes; Pucciniales; Pucciniaceae. Gene Ontology annotation, molecular function: ATP binding; ATP hydrolysis activity; translation elongation factor activity. Bases 1 to 3171 code for a protein of 1056 amino acids.
AUGUCUACACCCGCUGAUGAAGCCAAGCUCGAUAUCAACGUUCUGCUGACGAACACUGACAAAGCCGCCCGAGAUGCUGCUGUCACCGAGCUGGUGAACAUUGUCAAGACCGAAGGUCCUCAAGCCUUCGUCCGGCUAGGUCUUGCCGAAGCCAUCCUAAAGGGCCUCCGAGACAAGAAAAAUGCAUCUGCUCGUGAAGGUGCCUGCACUUUACUAUCCGAGCUGUGCACUCAGGGCGUCGGCCACGCGGUCGAACCUUUCGUCCUUGCCCAUGGCGACCACCAGGUGCUCAACGAGCUCCUUGAAGCCCUGGGCGACAAGUUACCCGCCGUUUCCGAAGCCGCCUUGGCUGCCUUGAACAGCCUCGUCAAGAUCAUGACUCCAUGGGCUCUUCAUCUGAUCCUCCCAGUUUUGCUAAACCAAAUCGCCACCGCUGGUAAGUGGCAAGUCAAGACUGGCGCCCUCAAGGUCUUGGACGUCUUGGUCAUCAGUGCCGCCGACCAAAUGGCCAAGGCCAUGCCCGAAAUCGUACCCAUAUUGGCCGCUGCGAUCUGGGAUACCAAGGCUGAUGUCAAGAAAGCUGCCCGUAGCUCUUUGACCAAAUCUUGCGCGCUUGUCUCCAACAAAGACAUUGAGAAGUUCAUUCCAGCACUUAUCUCCGCGUUGAUCAAUCCCGUCGAAGAGGUGCCCAAAUGCAUCCAGCUCCUCGCGGCCACAACUUUCGUUUCCGAGGUUGAUGCCCCAACGUUAUCUUUGAUGGUUCCUUUGCUCACCCGUGGAUGUAACGAAAGGCCCACUGCAACCAAGCGAAAAGUUGCUGUUAUCACCGACAACAUGGCCAAACUUGUCGAUUCUGAGGUCACCGUCCGUCCCUUCAUCCCCCAACUCCUUCCUGCUCUGAUCAAGAUGGCCGAAGUCACUGGUGACCCCGAAGCUCGAGGGGUCGUCAACAAAGCGAUCGCUACUGUACGCCAAGUUGGAAAUGUCCCGGCCGAUUCCGAUGGGACCAAUAUGCCUCCUCUCAAGAAGCACUCUCCCGCAGAUGUUGCCAAGGCAGUCGUUGCUGCUAUCAAGAAGGCUGGUGGCCCGACUCAACGAGCCGGCACCAAUGUUGACUCGCCGCUCGUUGUUUACAUAUCCGAAAUUGGAGCUGCUUUGGUUAACGCCCGCAACUACGAAGUCACUGAAUGGGACUCUGCUUUGAUUCCCUAUGCCACACUCGCUCUCCCACCUUCGAUUGCGACUGAGAAGGCAGCUGGUGUCGUCCGGGAGGUUCUUGAACAAUCGGCCAAGGAGGAGGGCGAUACCGUCGAGGUUUUCGAGGACGAAGAGGAAGGUGAAGACCUGUGUAACUGUACCUUCUCUCUUGCUUAUGGUGCCAAGAUUCUUCUCAAUACGGCCACCCUUCGCCUGAAAAGAGGUCACCGAUACGGUCUUUGUGGAAGGAAUGGUUCCGGAAAAUCCACCCUCAUGCGAGCCAUUCACAAUGGUCAAGUCGAAGGUUUCCCAUCGCCGGAAGAAGUGCGAACGUUCUAUGUUGAGCACGACAUUGAUGGCUCCGAGGCCGAGAUUGCCAUCAUUGAUUGGAUAGAUGCUGAUGCUCGUAUCCAAGCAACCCGAGAAGAAAAGUCAAAAGCCUUGGCGGAGGUCGGAUUUUCGCCUGAUCGUCAGGGUCAUGCCAUCGGCUCCCUUUCCGGUGGCUGGAAAAUGAAGCUGGCCCUCGCCCGAGCUAUCCUUUUCAAAGCAGACAUUUUGCUGCUUGAUGAACCUACGAAUCACUUGGACGUUCUUAAUGUGCAAUGGCUCAUGGACUAUUUGAAGUCUCUCGAGACCUGUACCUCGAUCAUCGUAUCUCACGAUUCGGGCUUCUUGGACAACGUGUGUACCGAUAUCCUUCAUCUAAACAGGUUCAAGAUCAAACGUUACCCCGGAAACCUGCAAGCCUUUGUUCAACGUGUUCCUGAAGCCAAAGCCUACUACGAGCUCUCAGCUUUGGAAGAAUACCAAUUCAAGUUCCCUGAUCCGCCGUACUUGGAUGGUGUUAAGACCAAAGAAAAGGCGUUGAUGAAAAUGAAAAAGGUCGGGUUUCAGUAUCCAACUUCGGAUACCCAACAGCUCUACGACGUUACCUUGCAGGUGUCUCUCAGCUCUCGUGUCGCAGUACUAGGCCCCAAUGGUGCAGGCAAGUCGACUCUUGUCAAGCUGCUCAUCGGUCAGCUAGAGCCCAACAAGGGCGGUGAUGUCUGGAAGCACCCUAACUUGGUUAUCGGAUACGUGGCACAACACGCCUUUCAUCACAUCGAUAACCACCUCGACGAGACACCUCUCGAGUACCUUCUCCAGCGCUACCAGACGGGAGAAGACUUGGAAGAACUCCAAUCAGCGAACCGAAAGUUGACCCCCGAAGAGGAGAAAAAGAUGAAGGAGGGUGCAAUUGUUGUUGUCGAAGGCCAAAAACGGAUUAUCGAGGAUAUUACUAACCGUAAGAAACUGAAACAAUCAUUUGAAUACGAGUGUAACUUCAAGGGACUCUCUUCAUCCGAAAACAUCUGGCUCUCCCGUGACGAGCUCAUCAAACGAGGUUUCGAAAAGAAGAUCUUGGAGGUCGAUAGCCGUGAGGCCCAGAAGGCUGGUCUGCUCCGACCGCUAGUCCGAAAGGAAAUCGAAAACCACAUGAGCAUGUUUGGAUUGGAACCCGAAUUCGUCACCCACAACACCAUGCGAGGUCUUUCUGGAGGCCAAAAGGUCAAAGUCGUGCUGGCGGCUGCAACAUGGCGACGUCCUCACGUAGUUAUUUUGGAUGAGCCGACCAACUACUUGGACCGUGAAUCGCUUGCUGCUCUGAUCGAAUCUUUGAAGACGUUCGAAGGAGGUGUCUUGGUUAUCACUCACAACCGAGAAUUCUCUGAAUCGAUCUGUUCCGAAGUAUGGGCCAUGAGAGAUGGUUACCUGGAGGCCUCCGGACACAAUUGGACCGAGGGCCAAGGUUCCGGGCCAAGAAUCGACAAGGCCAAGGACGAAGAAGAGGAACACUUCGAUGCCCUGGGGAACAAGAUCGAAGCCCCCAAGAAAGUCAAGAAACUGACGUCCAAGGAGGAGCGCAAGAAGAAGAAAGAGCGUAUGGCCCGCCAGAAAGCUGGUUUGGGUUCGGAUGAGGAGGGUGACUUCUGA